AUGGUGACUUGCUGGUUGGCGCCUGCUGAUGCAUCUCGGCGACUCCCUCGUGCCAACAGCCCACAGCCACAGCCACAGCCACAACCAGCAGGUCUGCUUGCCGCCUCGGUUGAGUGUCAUUUGUUGGUGGAUUUAUUCGCUCUGCCGCCUGCCGCCUCCCGCCGCCCGUCCCGCCUCGAUGGUGACGCCGUGACGCCGUAA
Messenger RNA from Protopolystoma xenopodis, 201 nucleotides. The record is from the annotation of a GenBank genome assembly. NCBI's taxonomy places the organism in Eukaryota, Metazoa, Platyhelminthes, Monogenea, Polystomatidea, Polystomatidae.